Molecule: messenger RNA, 1621 nt
Organism: Scylla paramamosain (green mud crab)
Lineage: Eukaryota; Metazoa; Arthropoda; Malacostraca; Decapoda; Portunidae
Exons: 6
Coding region: 659-1486 (275 amino acids)
Source: RefSeq, a predicted model, not a curated record
CUGCCUGCCGCUGCCGCUCCAAGUCAGUGUUGCCGCCACACCUGAAGGUAUGGGUACGUGUCUGUGGGCCUGACUGACGUGUCACUUGGUACUCUAAAACCUGGCUAGCAACGCGGUGUUUACCAAGGACCCAGCAGAUCUCUCGCCUUCAGGAGUGUGUGAAGUGUGGCGUGAAUCUUUAUUCGGCACACCUCAGGAGAGCAGGCUGGAGGCUCGCUCGCGUGGGAAGCAGAGGACUGGUCGAGUGAAGAGUUAAGAGUAAGGAGUCAACAGUUCUCCCGUCCCUCUCUCUUUCUCAGUCCAAGGCUCCACUCCCGUCACCUGUCCUUAACGUGCCUGGCGUUACCUGCCGUGUCCGCUGCUGCUGCCCAGGUACUCCCAGGUACUCACAACUUAUGACCCGCAGGUGACUCAGGUGCUCACUCAGGUACACUCACAUACGCAAUGGUGGGGAGUCGUGGCAUGCCAACACCUGUGAUCAACGUACCUGGUUAAUUAGGGCAAAAUAAACACAAGACGCAGACGAAGUAACAAUAGAAGCAGAAGAAGAAGAGAAGGAAAAAGAGGAGAAAGAAGAAACUAGCGAAGGAGGAGGAGGAGGAGGAGGAGUAACAGAGAAGGAUGAGGAGGUGACGGGUGAGCGAGGAAGAGGAAGAGGAUGCGUUUGUUCAAGAGGAGGAGCAGUGACCCCUCGCCGCGCCUGGUGUCCCUCUCCCCACUGAGGCUCGACCACGCCUACGCUGAGCCGCCCUUCCCCGCCCGCACCGCCCUGCCCGCCCCCCGCCCGCAGGAGGACGCGGAAGAGGACCUGUACGCUACUGUAGAAGGCGACAACGGUGAGGAUGCAGGGGACGGCGCGGGGGAGGCGGAGGAUGACGAGGAUGAGGACGAGGAUGAGGAGGCCAUCUACGCCACGGUGGAGGAGGCGCGGGCGUACUGCACCUCCGAGGGCGUGUCCAAGGGCGCCUCCACCAACCAGUACACCGCCGUGCCCGCCCUGGUGGUGCAGGAGGUGGUGGGGGUGGCGGGGACAGGCCUCGACCACCACCACCACCAUCACCACCACUAUCAUCAGCAACAGCAGCACCAUCAAGUGUCCGGACCGAAGAAGGGUUUUUCCACGUGGGGCCGCAGGAUGGGCAAGAAGCUGGAGCAGCUGACGCGCGGCGAGGGCAAGGAGCACAUCCACUUCCCGCUUGGCUCCACCCGCAGCCGCAGGAGGAAUUGGCGGCCUAAUAAGGAGAUGGAAACACUUCCUGGGGCGGCGGGGUCGAGGGGCGGCAAGGCGGCAGCGCGGCAGCCUCGUAAGGCGAAGGUGGACCGCGUGGAGAGCAUCCGUAACCUGUUCCGCCGCUCCCGCAGCUGGGACUCCGCUAAGGACCUGGAAGACGACGCCGCUCCCCGGGGUACCCCGCUGGGGGAGGAGCGGGCGGGGACGGGGUCAAGAGUCUCUCCGAGGACCCCGACAACGUGUACGAGUCGCUGAAGGACAUGAGCAGCAGCGAGCCUGGCGGCGGCAAGGUGCUGUUCCGCAGCGCCUCCACCUCGCUGCUGCCAGGCUGCGAGGCAGGCGUGGACUGUGACGAGCGGGAGGACUUGGUUCCCGAGGUGGAGUGUGACA